Pimephales promelas (fathead minnow) is the source of this 3493-nucleotide messenger RNA. RefSeq names its product acyl-CoA synthetase long chain family member 6 (gene acsl6). The record is from RefSeq and is a predicted model, not a curated record. Gene Ontology annotation, cellular component: endoplasmic reticulum; membrane. Gene Ontology annotation, molecular function: long-chain fatty acid-CoA ligase activity. Gene Ontology annotation, biological process: long-chain fatty acid metabolic process. Lineage: Eukaryota; Metazoa; Chordata; Actinopteri; Cypriniformes; Leuciscidae.
GAGGCGAGACUCAGACCUGUCUGUCGCUCUCGGGCCUGUGGACCAGCAUCGCUCUCUCUCUCUCUCUCUCUCUCUCUCUCUCUCUCUCUCCAUGCAGCAGUGUGUCGGACUGAACUACACUCUCCAUGACUGAGACAUGCUCGCCUUCGCUUUAGUCGCUGGAUCUGUGUGGGUUGUUCUAGAGCUCAGCUCCACUCUGAUGGAGAAGAUGCAGUCUCGGGAUCUUCUGCUGGGUCUUCAUCUGCCGGAGCUGGAGGAUCUGGGGGAGUUUAUCCGUUCUCUGCCCACCUCGACUCUGCUGGGUCUGGGGGCGCUCACUGCGGUUCUGGCCUACUGGAUCUCCCAUCGCCCGCGAGCCAUCGUCCCACCCUGCGACCUGCGGCACCAGUCCAGAGAAGAGCAGAUGGGAGACGGCGCUCGACGGUCCAUGAUGGGCAGCGGCUCCGAGCUUCUCUCGUACUACCAUGAGGACGCCAAGACCCUGUACGAGGUGUUCCAGCGAGGCCUGCACAUCACGGGUGAUGGACCGUUUUUAGGCUCCAGACUCCCCAAUCAACCCUACAAAUGGCUGUCCUAUAAAGAAGUGUUCCGCAGGGCAGAAGACUUGGGCUCGGGUCUGUUGUCUCAGGGAUGUCAGCCCAAUACGGCUCAGUUCAUCGGGGUAUUCGCACAGAACAGGCCUGAGUGGAUCAUCUCCGAGCUGGCGUGCUACUCGUACUCUAUGGUGGUGGUGCCGCUUUACGACACUCUCGGACCUGACGCCAUCCGCUACAUCAUCAACACGGCUGAAAUCGCCACAGUCAUCUGUGAUAAACCAGAGAAAGCCACAGUGCUUCUGGGAAAUGUCCAGAGAAGAGAGACGCCUGGUCUGAAGAUGAUCAUCCUCAUGGAUGCGUUUGAAGCUCAGCUGGUGGAAGAAGGACAGAAGUGUGGCAUUCACAUCCAGGCGCUGAAAGAUGUGGAGGCUCUGGGUCGAGAUCACUGCAGGAAACCAGUGCCGCCGGCACCAGAUGACCUGUCCAUCGUCUGCUUCACCAGUGGAACCACAGGAGAUCCGAAGGGAGUGAUGCUGACCCACGGCAACGUUGUGGCAGACUUUGCCGGCUUUCUGAAAGUGACCGAUAAAGUCAUCUUUCCGAAUCAAGACGACGUUCUCAUUUCCUUCCUGCCUCUUGCUCACAUGUUCGAGAGAUUGAUUGAGUCCGUGGUGAUCUGCCAUGGCGGGAGGAUUGGCUUUUUCCAAGGCGACAUCCGUCUCCUUCCUGACGACAUGAAGGCUCUCAGACCCACGAUAUUUCCCGUGGUGCCGCGUCUCCUGAACCGCAUGUACGACAAGAUCUUCAGUCAGGCCAACAACUCUGUCAAGCGCUGGCUGCUGAACUUCGCGGCCAAGAGAAAAGGUUCGGAGGUGAGCCGUGGCAUCAUCCGCUGCGACAGUAUCUGGGACAAGAUCUUCUUCCACAAGAUCCAGGCCAGUCUGGGCGGCAGGCUGAGAAUGAUCAUCACUGGAGCGGCUCCGGCGUCCCCGUCCGUCCUGGGCUUCCUAAGAGCAGUGUUGGGCUGUCAGGUGUACGAGGCAUACGGACAGACGGAGUGCACCGCUGGAUGCACCUUCACCACGCCUGGAGACUGGACGUCCGGUCAUGUAGGAGCUCCGCUGCCCUGUAACCUCAUUAAACUGGUGGAUGUGGCUGAGAAGAACUACUUCGCUGCUAAAGGAGAGGGCGAGGUUUGUGUGAAAGGUCCAAAUGUCUUCAAGGGUUAUCUGAAGGAUCCGGUGAGGACGGCGGAGACGCUGGACGCGGACGGAUGGCUUCACACCGGAGACAUCGGGAAAUGGCUGCCGAACGGCACCCUGAAGAUCAUCGACAGGAAGAAGCACAUCUUCAAGUUGGCGCAAGGAGAAUAUAUUUCCCCAGAGAAGAUAGAGAACAUCUACAUCCGCAGCGAACCCGUGUCUCAGCUCUACGUGCACGGAGACAGCCUGCAGUCGUGUCUGGUGGGAAUCAUCGUCCCGGAUCCCGAGGUCUUUCCCUCGUGGGCUCAGAAGAAAGGCUUUGAAGGAUGCUUCGACGAGCUGUGUGAAAAUAGAGACCUGAAGAAAGCCAUCCUGGAUGACCUGGUGCGUUUGGGAAAAGCUAGUGGCCUCCAUUCAUUCGAACAGGUUAAAGACAUCCACAUUCACAAAGAAAUGUUCUCCAUACAAAACGGAUUGCUGACCCCCACUUUAAAAGCCAAGAGACCCGAGUUGAAGGAGUAUUUCAAGAUGGAAAUCAAACAACUGUACAGCAACAUCUCCAUGUAAUAGCUCCGUCACCCAAAGAUGAGGACGUUUUAUGGACAUUGGCAUUCCUUCACUAUUUGUUCUUCCUCGCUCAAAACUAGCAGCACUAAAUGCUCCGAAUGAGCCAUGGGCGUCAAGACCACGCAUGAGCUUCCUCGCAUUAAACGAGCGAUUCCCCUUGGGCCGUUGGUGGCCAUCUGCGUCCAGACGGACUCGUCCUCGGAGAGCAGAAGCAGAUCCAGCUAGCAUGCGUGCUCGACUCCGAGGAGAGACACUAGCCCAAAGUUCACCUCCAUUCAUGUUUCGUUUGUGGGUCCAAAGGGAACUCCAGUGGCACAUUCCCAGCUAAAGCCAUGCAUGUGUGUCCGGCGUUCCAUGACUGACAUUCCCAGGUCCGUCGCGGCAUCAGAAGACAUUUACGUGACCUCGCCGGAUGACCUCGCUCGUCUGUAGGAGAGAGAGAGAGCAAGCCAUGCAAUACCGCCCACCCGACGGACCGACUCGCUUUCAGUUCUUUUCCAUCCCAAAGUAUUUCAGUAGUAGCGUACAUUUUGAAGAAAACUAGAUGUGAAACUAUUUAAGCAAUGGUUUGAAGUGUAGAGAAACCAAUAAGAUUUGAAUCUGCUCUUGAAUGAUAUCAGAACUUUAUCUUUGUAUUUCACAGGGGACUGGAAUGGGGAUGGGGUGAAAAUAUGAAUCUGCAGAGAUAUUCAUUUAUUCUGGUUACUUGAACUUGGGUUUAUGGCAUUUAAACACAAUUUCACAUUCCACCUUUCAGUCUGGCCUAUAUUGUGUGUUUGUUAGAAUGUUAUUAGCUAAUUUAAUGAUCAGGGUUAUUCCGUUAUUCAUGUAUUUAUCACUAUCAGAGGUUAUUCUCAAGGGUUCUGCAUUUCUUACAAAAGUCCGCUUUCCUGCAGAUGUCAGAGGUCAGACUGACAAACCAGUGUCUGUCUAAAGCAUUCAAAGUCUUUCAGUCAAACAGCUCUUAGACAUUUAACAGUCUGAACAUGUGAGCCUUACUCGUUUUAUAUUAUGUUCAAAUCUGGAGAAUGGAAGACUUCUUUUCUUUUGUUCAUUGAAACGGUUCACCUGCAUUUUCCCCAUAAUAAAGUCUUUUAUGCGCAUGUACAUCUCUGCAUAUACACAAACAUAGUGAUGAUGAGUGUGUGCAAAAAAUGUAAAAAAUAAAGAUGAAUUCUUUUAAUUCUA